Messenger RNA from Ricinus communis (castor bean), 1762 nucleotides. RefSeq names its product protein DETOXIFICATION 27. Gene Ontology annotation, molecular function: antiporter activity; xenobiotic transmembrane transporter activity. The transcript has 7 exons. The coding region runs from base 39 to 1640 and encodes 533 amino acids. Lineage: Eukaryota; Viridiplantae; Streptophyta; Magnoliopsida; Malpighiales; Euphorbiaceae. Gene Ontology annotation, cellular component: membrane. Gene Ontology annotation, biological process: xenobiotic detoxification by transmembrane export across the plasma membrane. The record is from RefSeq and is a predicted model, not a curated record.
ACAUUGGGUUGUGAGAAGAGCAAAAUGGACUCGUCUAUAUGCGGAUGCAAGAGAAAUGUGAAUUGAACUUAUCUGUGUACAUAUAUGUAUUGAAUACAGAUUUGGAAACUCCUCUACUCUCUCUCUCUCUGUUUCUUUCUUUCUCAGCAUUGCCUAUAUCCCACAAAAGUAACAAGAAGCAAAAGAAUAUGUCUGGUAAGGAAGCUAUGGUUCCCCUACUAAAAGAUUUAGACCGCAAAGUUGAAGAAGAUGAUAUAGAACUGAGUCUGUCAAGAAAGGUUUGGAUUGAAUCGAAGAAGUUAUGGGAGAUUGCUGGUCCUGCAAUCUUCAGCCGCGUUGCCUCUUUUUCAAUGCUUGUUAUCACCCAAGCCUUUGCAGGUCAUCUGGGAAAUCUUGAACUUGCUGCCAUUUCCAUUGCAAAUAAUGUCAUUGUUGGAUUCGAUUUCGGUCUCCUGCUGGGAAUGGCUAGUGCAUUGGAGACGUUAUGCGGGCAAGCAUUUGGGGCCAAAAAGUACUACAUGUUGGGAGUGUACAUGCAGCGCUCAUGGAUAGUAUUAUUCUUGUGCUGCGUUUUGCUUUUGCCUCUGUAUCUCUUCGCCUCUCCAGUCUUGACGCUAUUAGGACAACCUAAAGAUGUAGCAGAAUUAUCAGGAGUUGUUUCCAUAUACCUGAUACCACUUCACUUCAGUUUUGCAUUUCAGUUUCCGUUGCAAAGAUUCUUGCAGUGCCAGCUGAAGAAUACAGUGACAGCCUUAAUUUCUUUAGUUGCUCUAGCGGUGCAUGUGAUCGUGAGUUGGCUGUUUGUGUACAAACUUCACCUUGGUGUGAUUGGAACUGCGAUGACUUUGAAUUUUUCAUGGUGGGUUCUUGUGUUUGGGCAUCUUGGUUACAUCAUCUUUGGUGGUUGUCCUCUUACUUGGAAUGGUUUCUCCAUUGAAGCCUUUUCUGGUCUUUGGGAUUUCACCAAACUCUCUGCUGCUUCUGGUGUCAUGCUAUGCUUGGAAAACUGGUACUAUAGAAUACUUAUCUUGAUGACCGGGAAUCUGAAGAAUGCAAAGAUUGCAGUUGAUGCCUUGUCCAUAUGCAUGACCAUAAAUGGCUGGGAAAUGAUGAUUCCUCUCGCAUUCUUUGCUGCUACCGGAGUAAGGGUUGCAAAUGAGCUAGGAGCUAGGAAUGGAAAAGGAGCAAAGUUUGCAACAACAGUAUCAGUGACCACUUCAGUUAUAAUAGGGCUUCUCUUCUGGGUAUUGAUAAUCUUAUUUCAUGAUAAAUUGGCUUGGAUAUUCAGUUCAAGCGAACCUGUUCUUAAAGCAGUAGACCAUCUCUCAAUUCUCUUGGCCUUCACUGUUUUGCUCAACAGUGUUCAGCCAGUUCUCUCUGGUACUCUUUCGGGUGGCUGUGGGAGGCAAAAGUACAUAGCAUAUAUAAACUUGGGUUGCUAUUAUUUGAUUGGCCUUCCGCUCGGAUUCUUAAUGGGUUGGUCGUUUCACUUUGGAGUAAUGGGAAUUUGGGCAGGAAUGAUUUUUGGUGGAACUGCAAUUCAGACCUUGAUCUUAGCUAUCAUUACCAUUCGUUGUAAUUGGGACCAAGAGGCAGAGAAAGCGUACUUGCUUGUAAUGAAAUGGUCCGAAGUCAAGUGAAAUUGAAGAUUGUAAUUGUUUUUCUACUAUCCAUGAUAUUAUAAGGAAAUAUUAUUAUUUUAUACAAUUUAAUGAUUUAUAAAAGAAUUAAUAAAUUUAUAAAAUAUUAAAUUUUUUAUAAA